Zalophus californianus (California sea lion) is the source of this 953-nucleotide messenger RNA. RefSeq names its product small integral membrane protein 4 (gene SMIM4). NCBI's taxonomy places the organism in Eukaryota, Metazoa, Chordata, Mammalia, Carnivora, Otariidae. The record is from RefSeq and is a predicted model, not a curated record. The transcript has 3 exons. The coding region runs from base 198 to 449 and encodes 83 amino acids.
AGCCCCACGGCAGUCUGAUUGGUGGAGUCGCCCAGGUUCUGGGUGGGGGGCUCAGCGCUCGGCUCCUUCAGUUCAGCACCGGUUUGGUUACAGCGGGGCUGGGGCAUCCCUGCAACCAGCCCUUCGGGCUCGUCUGUAGCUGGGCGCUCCAGUCGCUCCCGGUGCCGCCGUCCCCCUCUCCACGACCUGAGUCGGGCAUGUUUUCCAGGGCCCAGGUGAAGCGGGUCCUGCAGCGGGUGCCCGGGAAGCAGCGAUUCGGCGUCUACAGGUUCCUGCCCUUUUUUUUUGUCCUGGGAGGAACGUUGGAGUGGAUUAUGAUUAAACUGCGUGUGGGCCAGGAGACCUUCUAUGAUGUCUACCGUAGAAAAGCCUCAGAACGACAGUAUCAGAGAAGGCUGGAAAAUGCAUCAGAGACUGAACUUCAGCCGUCAAUAAAAAUGACUGACUGAAGGAUUUCUUCAUCAUCAUCAGUGACUCUGCAAUCCCCUUAGAAGGGCUGUUUGAGAAGCAGGAGAUGAAGCAAGGAUUCUAUAAGAAGACAAUCUUUCAAUGAGAACUGAACCAGAGGAAGAAGUGCACUCAGGACCAAAGAUGCUUUUAUAUGUGACUCAGAACUAGCAAUUUGGGAAACCUCAUUCACUGAUAAAAGAGGGCAUGGCCUUCUAGGCUGUAUUUGGCUUUCUGAGCACAUGUCAAAUUGUCUGAGUGGUGUGCGAGUAGGCCUUCUACCCCGUGGUCUGCUGAGUCUGGUCUCUGCCAUGUGUCCUGUGCUGCCACUAGGCAGUCAGGUGCCCAGGGACACGGGUGCUGAGCUGCCUGCUCAAUACACAGGACAGGGCCUGCUGCUGACAGCCCUGGGAUUCUCAGUGAGGACAGGCCUGCCCAUAGUGGGCAGCAGGUACCUCCUGGAACAACUGGCUGAGGGAGGAAAAAAGAGAAUAUGAAGGUGAGAU